Molecule: messenger RNA, 1188 nt
Organism: Bufo bufo (common toad)
Lineage: Eukaryota; Metazoa; Chordata; Amphibia; Anura; Bufonidae
Product: centriolin-like
Exons: 7
Molecular function (GO): protein binding
Source: RefSeq, a predicted model, not a curated record
AUGUCUUGCAGGAAGAUUGAAGCUCUGGAGCACAUGCAGAGUCUGCAGAAGCUGAACCUGUCUGCUAAUCAGAUCGAGCACAUCCCGGCCUGGAUGGGGAAGAAGCUGAAGGCUCUGAGGGUCCUGAGUCUGAAGCAGAAUGUCAUCUCCUCAUUGCAGGACGUUUCCCGCUUGAAGCCGUUGAAAGACCUGAUGUCGCUGUAUUUGGCUGACAAUCCGGUGGCCGCGCUCCCCCAUUACCGGCCCUACCUCGUCUUCCACUUGCGUUCCUUGCACACUUUGGAUGGAGAGACCAUCACGGACCAGGAGCGGCAGGAGGCGCACCACCGCUUCCAUCAGGAGGAGGUGGAGAAGCUGGAGAAGGACCUGGAGAAGAAGAUGGAGGAGAUUGAGGACCUGCAGAGCCAGAAGACCAAGGUCCUCAGCGAGCUCCACAACCAGAACUGUCUGAACAUGUCUCUGCGGGAGGAGCUGCAACAGCAGAAGAAGAGCUGCAAGGAGCUGGGGUGUGAGAUGGGCACCAAGAACGAGCUGCUGAAGCAGAAGACGCUGGAGCUGACCCGCGCCUGUCAGAAGCAGUACGAGCUGGAGCAGGAGCUCGCCUUCUACAAGAUCGACGCCAAGUUCGAGCCCCUGGGAUAUCUGACCUCCGAGGAGGCAGACGCCGAGGAUGCUCCUGGGGAGAGCCCGUACAUUGGGAAAGCCAAGUACAAGAGGAACCUGUAUGCUCGAGAGGACUACAUCCCCAGUCAUGCCCAGCACAUACAGGUCGGGAAGAUCGAGCCGGAUACCGAUGACCAGAUCAGAAAUCAGCAGAUCCGGGCAAGGAUUCACACCAGCCUCGACGUGGACCUGAACGAAAAGGAGAAGAGAAUACGAUCCGCUGAAGCCAAAUUGACUGAACUGCGGCAGGAAAUCGUCCACGCCGAGGAGCAGAUGUUACAAGCUUCCGAGGAGCUGAAGGAGCUGGAAGACGCCGUCACCCAGAAGAAGGUUUCAGAGGCGGAGAAGGAAGAGCUGCGGCAGCAGCUGAGCCGCAGGAUCCAUCUCCUAAACCAGCUGCGGGAGGAGGCACAGGAGCUGGAGGCACAGAUGGAGCGCCAGCGCAGAGACAUGGACAGGACGCAGCGGGAGAUUGACGAUCUGCAGAGCCACCUCCGCAAUCUCAGUCCUCAGGAUCCCAGACAU